Messenger RNA from Electrophorus electricus (electric eel), 2383 nucleotides. It is a transcript of the gene cpn1, whose product is annotated as carboxypeptidase N, polypeptide 1. Lineage: Eukaryota; Metazoa; Chordata; Actinopteri; Gymnotiformes; Gymnotidae. Gene Ontology annotation, biological process: peptide metabolic process; protein processing. The record is from RefSeq and is a predicted model, not a curated record. Gene Ontology annotation, molecular function: metallocarboxypeptidase activity; zinc ion binding.
GAAUAACGUGAGCCACUCGCACGGAGGCAGUGAGGCAGAGAGCCGGAAAAGAGAGCGUGCUGACUGAGGGUCACAGUGCUCUGUUCGCGGGGCGGAGCGGGACCAUGGCGUCAGGCUGCUCUCUGGUGUGGAUUGGGGCGCUGCUCCUGGGGCUCGGGGCUUCUCCGGCCCGCGCCUUCCAAUUCCAGCACCACGGCUACGAAGAGAUGGUGCGUGCGCUAUUCGCCGUGCAGAGCCAGUGCUCGUACGUCACCCGCCUCUACAGCAUCGGGCGCAGUGUGGAGGGACGCCACCUCUACGUUCUGGAGUUCAGCGACAACCCGGGCAUCCACGAGCCACUGGAGCCCGAAUUCAAGUACGUGGGGAACAUGCAUGGCAACGAGGUCCUGGGCCGGGAGCUGCUCAUCUUCCUCUCGCAGUUCCUGUGCGAGGAGUACCGGGCAGGGAACCAGCGUGUCACCGCCCUCAUCCAUAACACGCGCAUCCACAUCCUCCCCUCCAUGAACCCGGACGGCUACGAGGUAGCAGCCAGGCAGGGCCCAGAGCUCAAUGGUUACCUGGUGGGCCGUGGAAAUUCCAGAGAUGUGGAUCUGAAUCGCAAUUUCCCAGACCUGAACGGCCUCAUGUACUACUACGAGAAAAGCAACGGGAAAAACCACCACCUGCCUCUGCCAGACAACUGGGAAGUGCAGGUCGAGCCCGAGACUCUGGCAGUCAUUAAAUGGAUGCAGAACUAUAAUUUUGUCCUGUCGGCAAACCUGCAUGGAGGAGCCGUGGUGGCAAACUACCCUUUUGAUAAAUCCCGCGAGGCACGUGUAAGAGGCAAGACCAUAUAUUCGGCCACCCCAGAUGACAAGAUCUUCCAAAAAUUGGCAAAGACAUACUCCUAUGCUCAUGGCUGGAUGCAUAAAGGCUUUAACUGUGGAGACUACUUUGAGGAGGGUAUUACCAAUGGAGCUAGCUGGUACUCUCUAACCAAAGGCAUGCAGGACUUUAACUACCUCUACACUAACUGCUUCGAGAUCACCCUGGAGCUGAGCUGUGAUAAGUUCCCUCCAGCCAGCGUUCUGCCCCGUGAGUGGCUAGCCAACAGGGAGGCUCUGGUGUCCUACAUGGAGCAGGUACACCAUGGCAUCAAAGGAAUGGUCUACGACGAUAACAACAACCCCAUUGGCAACGCAGCGAUCUCCGUGGCAAGCAUAAGCCAUGACAUAACGAGUGGCGUGGACGGAGACUACUUCCGUCUGCUUUUGCCAGGAACUUACACCGUGACCACGUCUGCGCCAGGCUACCAGCCCUCCACCAGGACAGUCACAGUUGGACCUGCAGAGGCCACACAGUUACACUUCUAUUUGAAAACUGAACCAAAAGGGACUAACUUGAAUGUAAAGGUCCCUCAAGGCAAGAAAAGCCCAUCUCCUCCUGCUAAGGGUCCUCCAGCAAACCUCGGCCCGAGAUGAACUAAAGCAGGACGCUUCCCUGAACAGAGCAGCAAUCCAUCCCUCUUCCACAAAGCAACAGAAAGUGAAGGAAGAAAAGAGGAUCAUGUGACCUGUGUCACAGACCUCUGUUCCUGUGAAGUACACUUCCUGUGAAGUACAGUCCUCAGAGUACAUAGAGCCUUAAUAUUAUGGUUUUCACUGGGAUAUUCUUUUUCUAUGAGUCUUAUAUUUAUGUAAUAUGUAAUAGAAAUUAUAUAAUGUUAUAUAACGAAGGAGUCAAAGAAAAGCGUCAGGAUUUAGUACAUAUGUUAAUUUAGAUGAUUAGGCAAUACUAUGAAAUGAAACAGACAUUGUUCAUCAGCAGUCACAGUAGAACAAUCUUUCUAGAUAUUCCACAGAGCACAAACUGCGUUUGUGGUAACAUUUUACAACACAAUAAAUAAAUAAAUAAAUAGAUAGAUAGAUAGAUAAAUAAAUGUAUUAUCAUGUACAUUGAUCAAAAGCUACAUUGAAUUUUCUGAAUUUGUGACUAUUUGCUACAUUAAAGGAUUCCUUUUAUCAUUUAAAGUACUUUAGAGUCAGUACAGACAUCACAUUUAUAUCCUGCACGUUUUCGGUCCAUGGCUUCCUUUGGAUGUAAGACAUAAACAGGAAUUGUGUCAUAUUCACAAUUUUUUAAGAUUAGGGAGUUAUGGAAAUGAAUAAGGAAUAAGCAUUAACAUUAGAAACACAAAGUUUACUAAAAUAUAAAAAUAACAUCAAAAUGUUAAAAGUCAAACUUUGCUGAACUAUUAUAUCAAAUAGUUUUCAGGAAUUGAUGCUUUUUUUGUACACUAGAGGUCAGUGUUGUCUACUAUAAAUUAAUGCUCCUCAACCUUGUGACAGGCAUAAAGCACAUUGUCAGUCCAAAUGGUAUAAUUAUUAAAAUGUAUUUUAAUCAA